AGAACAAAAAAAAAAAAAAAAAACCGUCUUCCGGUUUACGCCGAGGUGUGCCAAGUGUUGCGAAUUGAAGUUCUCGAGAAGUAGCCGAGAACAUUUUCACCGAGAUAUGACAAUUGAUGUAUUCGAUAUCUUCGUUAGUCGUUAUAUUCCCAUAUUUGAAUUAAUUAAUUGUUAGAAUAGAAAAUUCUCUAAAUCCUUUUUUUUUUGGCAAAAACUCGAUGAUGUUGUUCGCGAGAGUUCUAGUCUUGCCGAAACGUGCUGGCAAAACGAUGAAACGAAUUACUCCGCGCGCGGAGUAAUGAUCCGGUCGGAAGAAAAAGCGUUUCGUUAAUCCUCCGUUAUAUAUAUAACAAGUGUUAUUCCGUUUUUUUUUACUUCCGAGUGUUUUUUUUUCUCUCUCUCUCUUUCUCUCUCUUUUCGCGCAAAGAUGAAUUCUAGUCUGAAUCUCACGACAACGUUGCCCGUGGCAACGCUCACAGGAUACGAGUGCCAUUUGGAUUCGUUUCAUAGCUGGUAUAGUCAGUUGCACGGCUGGGCCAGUUUGCUGGUAUGCAUAUUUGGCUCGAUUGCCAAUUUCCUGAAUAUCGCGGUGCUGACACGCCGGGAGAUGCGAUCGCCAACCAAUAUGAUUCUCACCGGCCUGGCUGUGGCCGAUCUGCUCGUUAUGAUCGAGUACAUUCCCUACGCGAUUCACAUGUAUCUUUACAAACGAUCUCGCAGAGACACCUUCACCUACGGCUGGAGCGUGUUCGUGCUGUUUCACUCGAACUUCGGCCAGGUGUGUCACACGAUCUCGAUCUGUCUGACGGUGACCUUGGCGAUCUGGCGAUAUAUCGCCGUUGCUUAUCCGCAGAGAAAUCACGAGUGGUGCAGCGACAAGCGCACAAUUCUGGUGAUUCUCUUCGCUUAUAUUUGCUGUCCUAUAUUAUGCGUGCCGCUGUACAUUACCACCGAAGUGAGACCGCGAGUUGAAAUGCUCAACAAGCGGGGGAUGAGCGUCAAUCUGACCGGAAUGACCAAUGGCACGAUGCUCGAGGGCGCAACCAAUACCACCCUGUACUUCGUGAAACUCGUCGAGAUGAGUGACCUACUUAAAGAUAUCAAUUUCUGGAUCUACAGUGUGGUGAUCAAGCUGAUACCUUGCGCGGCUUUGACGAUGUUGAGCAUCAAGCUGGUGAUGGUGCUGUUGGAAGCGAAAAAGAGACGAAAGAAGCUAACCACGAAGAACAUCGCGAUUAAGAUGGGCAACGGUAAGGAACACGCCUGCGAGAAACCCAAGAAGAGACGGAAGGGCGCCGAUAAGGAACGACAGACUGACAGGACCACAAUGAUGUUGCUGGCGGUGCUGCUGCUGUUCCUCGUAACCGAAAUGCCGCAGGGUAUUUUAGGGCUGCUCAGUGUUAUUCUCGGAACGAGUUUCUUCAACACGUGCUACGUCAUGUUAGGCGACGUAAUAGAUAUCCUGACGCUUAUAAACUCGGCCAUCAACUUCAUUCUCUACUGUGCCAUGAGCCGACAAUUCCGCACGACCUUCAAUCAGCUGUUCUGCAAACGGUGGCGGCUGAUCGACAGGUGGAUACCGGUGCCGCACCAAUCGAUGGAGAACAACGGACACACCGGGACCAAUCACACGGUGACUCAAGUUACCCAGGUUUAGCGUCGAAGAAACCAACGGACGUUUUGCUAUCCGGUUUAAAAAGAGAGACUGGCUGAUUAGAGCCUUCUUUCAAGACGCGCGUACUACAAGUCCGAGGAUUGUUGAAGAGGACGGGACCUUUCUCUCCGUGACUCUCCGUUCGCCAAGCUUUGCGCAAACACAACACAAGCGGACACAAGGAAAGAAGAAAGCUAGAAAGAAAAAGAAAGAGAAGAGAGAGAAGAGAUGAAAUUUAUUUGCUCGCUACUGCCACCGGUCCUAAUUGCGCCGUCGUUGCGAACUUUACAACGCUCCGGGCGUUUUCAAGCGCUACCGACCGCGUUCCGGACAUGCCACACGUCGGAUGUGUAACAAAUAUUUGUUUAAGUUGGCUGGCGAUACUUGCUGUACAUUCUUCUUCCGCAACAUGUUUCUUUUUAAUUUUGUUCGUUACUUACUUACAAUCGCAAAAUCAAUCAGCGGGGGCGUUUGGCAUAUUGUGACGUAAGAUUGAUUCACACACAAAAUGUUUCCAAUAGAUACGUGUUUAAAAGUCAGUAACUCUAAUUUUGCGAUGCGGAUUACGCUUGAAUGCGAAAAAAAAUAUUUUUCAAUCAAAAAGUUACACACUUCUAUUGUUUUGUUAACGGUGGCACACACUCAAAGAAGAAUGUAAAUAAUAAAACAACGAAGAAAAUGAAUAACAAUAAAUAAUAGCAAAAAUAAAGUGACAACAGAGAUGUACACGCACACAUAUGCGUAUUAUACUUUUUCUUUGCAGGCAGCUGGUCUGCUCUCUGCGUGUAUCUUUUAAUAUAUUGUACUUUGAAAUAAGAGUUGUAAAGUUUGUCAAAAACAAAUUGUCGUCAAGUAUAAUUUAAAUGAGAGAAACUCAGAAGAAAAGAAAAAUCUCUGCAAAAAAAAAUAUACUCCGCAUAGACGUUAUUAUUUUAGAGUUUCAGCUUUGAACUCUAGUAGUAAUUGUUAUGUUGGUAGUACAAUGAAUUUUUAUUUGCGUUAUGUUCAAACUUUUGAUUUAAAAAUCCAACUUGAAAACUUUGACGUUGCGCGUUUUCUCUAAUUAAGUUUAUUUUACGGUAUGAGAAUUGCGGCCUGAAAAACGCUUUAAACAUGCGUCGCGUUUCGUUAAGUAAAUUAUCAAUAUUAACAGUUAUAUAUAUAUAUGUAUAUAUAAUAUUAACAAUUUAAUAUUAACUUAAUACUACGCGGCUUAAUGAAAACGUAACAAAGCGCGUCUAUUAAACUGAGCCUUUAAUGCCUCCAACAUUUGCAGGUUAUUACAAUGCCUUAUUUUCUCCGGUAAGAACACGGGAUUUUCAACAACAGAAAAUCUAUGGAGCUUGGUUUAUAUGUUGUAAACAGUUACUGAAAAAUGAGAAGCGACGUGCUUUUUUUUUUUUUUUCAGAAAGUGCAACAGCAAAAUGUUCGUGUACUUUUAGAUUUUUCUAACGUACAUUUUGCUAUGCAACACGAUCGAAGUUCGAAACAUAGUGUCAUCCACUUUGUUAUUGGAAACUUAAAAGACUUUUCUAUAUAAAAUGUCCGCGCUUCUAGGAGGUGCCGAAUUAUUAAAACUUCGCGCAAAGAGUGCGCGAAUAAAAUUAUUUAUCUCUCAUUAUUUUUUUAAAUUAUAAUUCUUUUAUUUAACGGACAUGUGUUUUGAUUAUAUAAAUAAUAUCAUAUAAAACAGCGCGCGCGUUAAGUCUGAAGCUUGCAGUUUUAAUGACACGCGGAAGCAAACGUUUAGCAAAAUAUAUUUUAUAUUUACAUAUUUUCGCGCGCGCAC
Molecule: messenger RNA, 3444 nt
Organism: Pseudomyrmex gracilis
Lineage: Eukaryota; Metazoa; Arthropoda; Insecta; Hymenoptera; Formicidae
Product: sex peptide receptor-like
Exons: 2
Coding region: 428-1657 (409 amino acids)
Biological process (GO): G protein-coupled receptor signaling pathway
Cellular component (GO): membrane
Molecular function (GO): G protein-coupled peptide receptor activity
Source: RefSeq, a predicted model, not a curated record